AUGCCGGCGAACUUUAAGACCUACGAGGCCCAGGCACGCCUUCUGGCCGCUGUUAUCGCGGCCCAUCCUGAGCUGAGGCUCAAUCAAGGUCUCAGCUCUUCCAGUGGUCGAGUCCCAACUCAGGAUGCUGAUGAGAUUCCAGCAAUCGCGCAGCACUAUGGAAAGACGGCGACCAUGAGUGCUAUUGAGCAUCGCUUCCGCCCUGUCCGUAAGCAGGCGGAUGGCUUGCGCCUUGCUGUUACCAGGGGCGAUGAUCCGGAGGAGGUUGACAUCCACGAACCCCGCGGUAUGAAGCACCUUGAACUUGCCAAAUACUUCGGCGAAUCCACUGCGGACGGCCUGCAGUUCCAGUUUCGAGGCGUCAAACAGGCUGCCGAAGCCAUGAGAAACGCAGCGGAUAACGGCAACGACCCUGUUGAAGCUUUCAACAACGCCGGCUCAGGAGCCGCCAAAACCCCCUCAGGCCGCAAGCGCGGGCGUCAACCCGGCGGCACUCCGGCCUCAGGCAGGAGCCGCGGCGGUGGAACCCCGCCACGGGCCAGCUACGUAGAGCCGAAAACGACUACGGAUAAGGACGAGUCGGCUGCCUCCGUUGAUUACGACGCUUUGGACGAUGACUCGCCGACCGGCCACUUGGCCAAGAAGACACGCACCACUCCGAUCAAGACUGCUUUGCCUCCCAGACGCAUGUCUGGUUCUGCCGCGCCGAUCGCCCAGCCACUCUUCAAGACCGAGCCCCUCGAUUAUCUCGAUGAGACCUUUGAGGUCAGCGAUAGACUGCCUUCGCCGUCGCCCAUGCCGCUGACCACUUCUGCAGCAUCUGCUACUAUCUCUGCUACCGGCAGCAAUGCUGGUAAUGGAGAUUACUUUGGUUCUUCCAACACCAUGGCCCGCAACGACCGCGCCGCAUCCGAGUACCACACUCCCGCGCCCGAGUUCCCUCCCACUGCUCAAAGCCAGAGCCAGUCCCAGUCUCAGUCCAUCUCCUACAGCAACGGCGCCGGCAUGUCCUUCGACGGCGGAGUGUCUACCAGCUUUGCUUCUUCAACCACUAACAUCUUUGGCGGCGGCGGCAACACCUCGGUCAGUAACAACUACAACACCUCACACGGCUUCCACAGCAACAGCAACGGCGGUGGAUACUCCCAGCAGCAGUCCCAGCAAACUGCAGGCUACAUCAACAUCGUUAGUGACGACGAAGAUGAUCACUCGCAGUCGCAGGGUGCUCUUGGCGCCGCCGUUCAGCGUACAAUGGUGCCAUCUAACGGACACGGAGGACAGGGUCAUGGACAUCGAAACUUCAGCCAGCCUUCUUUUACCAUGACUAAUGCCGGCAUGGGCGGCAUGGGCGGCAUGGGUAACAUGGGAAUGGGCAUGAACCUGCCGAGCACCAUGAACGGGAACGGCGGUGACAUGGGGUCCUUCUACGUGGAUGAGGAUCAAUAUGAGAUCUAA
Messenger RNA from Sordaria macrospora k-hell, 1455 nucleotides. RefSeq lists its product as uncharacterized. Lineage: Eukaryota; Fungi; Ascomycota; Sordariomycetes; Sordariales; Sordariaceae. The record is from RefSeq and is a predicted model, not a curated record.